Molecule: messenger RNA, 2868 nt
Organism: Oryza sativa Japonica Group (Japanese rice)
Lineage: Eukaryota; Viridiplantae; Streptophyta; Magnoliopsida; Poales; Poaceae
Product: replication protein A 70 kDa DNA-binding subunit D
Source: RefSeq, a predicted model, not a curated record
GAGUGCCUGCCAUCUCACCCUCUCCCUCUUCUUCUCCCGCCGCCGCCGCCGCUGCCGCCGUCACCGAGUGCAGCCGUCUCCACCUCCGCCACCGCCAUCGCCGUCGCCGAGCGCCACCGCUGCCGCUCCUUGCUAUCCCUUUCUCACCCCGCCUGCCUCCGGUCCCCCUGCUUACCCCGCCUACCUCCCCCAUGAUGCGGCGGCGGCGGCGGUGGCGACGACGACGACGGUCGAUGGGGUCAUUUCCUCCCCACAGAGGUGGGGGUCCACGCUGGCUGCGGCAAAUUUAGUUUGUUCGCGCUGUUCAGAAACGGUGGUCGCGUUUCAUGUGUACGGGCUGCGUUUAUUGGUGCAUGUGAAGGCACGUGUCUUUGAGUGUGUCCGUGGCAGCUUGGGCGGUUCAUCCGUGGUAAAGAAGGAAGGGGACGACGUGGCAUUUUCUGGAUGCACUCGCAUUUCCUCUUCGUCGUUGGCCGCGCCAUUCCGUGCGAUUUUUGCUCCGAUAUCAGCGGCUCCAUUGUUUUGCCCCCCUGAUUUGGUGCUUAUUGUCGCGGUCAGGUCCGUGCGAUACGUUCGUUACUGUUGUGCUGCUGUUCCCUUUACCAUCAGCUCCUGUUCAGGUUGCGGACCACAUCUUCUGUGCCCGUACAUGUCGGCUAAGAUGGCUUUCGAUUUGCUGUGUGACAUAUCCCCAGCAAGCAGAGGCUGGAAGAUCCGUGCAAAGAUAGCAAGAAUGUGGGACUACACUGGUACAGCUGACGAUCUGCCUCCUAUACAUGUUGAUCUGGUGCUUAUUGAUGAGAAGGGAAAUGCAAUGUAUGCUGAAAUUCCAGGCGUUGAGGCUGAUAAGUUCAGACCACUUCUUCAGGAAUCGAAAGUCUACACUUUUAGCAAGUUCCUUAUUUUGCCUAGCAAACCUGCAUACAAGCCCUUCCCUAACAAGUAUAUGAUCAAGCUUACUCCAUGGACAAACGUGGAACAGGUCAAUGAAGUUCCUGCUGAUUUCCCAUCCCAUGUGUUUAAUUUGGUUCAAUUCUCAUAUCUAAGCCUGCGCGUUGGGAUGCAAGAGUACUUCACUGAUGUGAUCGGUAUGAUCAUUGGGGUAUCAAAGCUAGCCUAUGUCCGAAUGGCGUCUAAAACGUCAGACACACCUAAGAGGGUCAUUGCUCUAAGGGAUCUUGCGAACUGUGAGGUUAAACUUGUCCUAUGGGGAGAGCAUGCUCCCGACUUUGAUGCUGAUGCUGUUCAUAGUGUUGGCCAAGAUAAUGCUGUCGUUGGUAUCUUUGUUGAUACUCUUAUGAAAGCAUAUAAUAAUGAAGAAACUCUUAGUGGAGGAUCAGCCUGCAAAUGGUAUUUAAAUGAGGACAUACCAGAGAUAAACCAGUUCUUUGAUAGCCUGGGUGAUAGUGCUCCAAAGAUCCAGUGGAUAUCAACCGGAGCAGAGUCCUUUGGUUCGUCACAACGCCCAGCACGGUUGGAGCAUAAAUCUGUUGCUGACCUUAAAAAGAUUGAUCCAUGGGAAGCUGCGGGUGCUGGCUUCUCAUGUACUGUGACCAUAGCUAAGUUGAGCCCAUCUCAGUCAUGGUGGUUUUCAUCCUGUUCCCGUUGUCAUAGAGCCGCAACUGCAUAUGGAUCUAGCUAUAAAUGCUCCAGCGGUUGCUCAUCAGUUACUGCCAUUCCAAAGUACCGUCUUUGCCUGAUAGGAACCGAUGGAACUAAUUCAGCAGAGUUUGUGCUAUUUGGACGUGUUGCGCAGCAAGUUGUUGGCCGUCCUGUUAUGAAUCUUAUCAAAUUUCAGGGCAGAUCAGACAAUAUUCCUAAAGAAAUUGCUGCUGUUGUUUCACAGAAAUUUACCUUUGCUGUCUCUGUCACUGAGCGGAGCCUUAUGCACAGGAAUAUAUCUUUUCAAGUUAAUGGAAUCGAGACUUUCUUUGGAAGACAGGGUUCUAUUCCGCAGCCUAGGGAAUAGGGUCCAUCUGCAGGCCCUUCUACUCCUUUGGCUCUUGCUGCUUCUGGUAUGGAUAAGGAUGACGCCUCUCAAUCUCAUGAGUCAACCCCGGUCGAUUCAUCUACUUCGACUGCUGAUCCAGUCGAUGAACUUCCUGGUGACAGCAAGAAGCGGAAAUCCAUUGUCCGUCAUCCUCUAGCAGCACAGAAAAAAUUGACCUUUGAAACAGCUCCAUCCAGCAAAGAAAACACCAGCCCGGUUGACCCUCCUACUAGUUCUUCUCGCACUGAUGACCAAGCUGCUGAUAAGCAACAUGUUGUGCCUCAUGAGGUUGAUGUUUCUUAGAUUGCAGCUGCCUCUGCUAAACCAAAUACUCAGGUCAAAGAUAUCCUACCAACUGAAGCCAAAAAGAAAAGUGUUGAUCCAGGCUCUACAGGCACACGCAAGACUAAGCCUCCUGUACCGAAAGGGAACUAAAUUGCUCACCUUAGCUUUUGUGCUGAUGGGAACAAUACCCUACAUCAGCGAUCCCACCCUAUGUCUACAUAUUUCCUUAAUCUUACUGUUGGCGAUGCAGCUUGACAUGGCACAUCGUAUCAGACAAUCUUUUGUUUACAUGAUUGCUGGCACCACUGUGUCCAUGCAUGUGCAUGUUUGGUCCUCUACCUGCUGCUCUUUCGCCCUUUAGUGUCAGUGUGCUUUCCAUACCGUAGCAGAGACUUCCUAUGAAACGCUGCCAUACGACUGCACAUCACCCCAUCUUUUGCUUGUAUGUUAUUUAUUGUAACCAUGACUGUCAAUGUCCAUAUGGUGCUCUGUCAGUCCUAUGAACUCGUUCAGCAAACCCCCUUCUGUUAUGGAUCAUAUUAAUGCACUAGCGUUCUAUCUGCUGUUGUUCUGUUCAUAUUACAUGCCUUGCA